Thalassophryne amazonica is the source of this 4075-nucleotide messenger RNA. RefSeq names its product matrin 3-like 1.2 (gene matr3l1.2). The record is from RefSeq and is a predicted model, not a curated record. The transcript has 22 exons. Gene Ontology annotation, cellular component: nucleus. Bases 281 to 3778 code for a protein of 1165 amino acids. Gene Ontology annotation, molecular function: RNA binding; zinc ion binding. Lineage: Eukaryota; Metazoa; Chordata; Actinopteri; Batrachoidiformes; Batrachoididae.
AGAGAGAGACAGAGGAAAAAAAAAAAAGUGUGUUCGCUGCAGUCAUCGCGAUAAUACACCAUUUUGAUUUCCUGAUCGCGUCUUACGCGCAUCUGGUUUAAAAUCGACAGAGACGUCCCAGAGGAGAAGAGGAGUCCACCUUCAUUACACUCUUUUCACAUUCACCUAGCAGAAGAUUCAGCUUUCCCCACAUCCUUAAACACUUUUUGGCUGCCUGUUCUCUUCUUGAUCUUGAGUCACGUGAACCUUUUGACAAUCAAGUGCUCCGGCUUGUGAAGCAAUGUCUCAGAAGAACCAGUCAGAUGGUGGUGGUCAGAAAGGAUUCACGGUGGGGCGUGGCCUCCUGGCUGCUGCAAAGACCUUGAACUGUAGCAUGAAUGAACAGCGUUCCGGCAGGCAGAUUGGGGGCUUAGGUUCAGGGGUCAGGGUGGGUGGCGGUGGGAUGGAAGGUCAGGAAAGCGGUGCACAGGGGUCCCGUCUCGGUGGUAGUAGCCAGCUUGGCAGCACCAUGAAGCUCUUUGCUAGUUUGGGGCUGUCACCCUCUGACCUGGAUGCUCUGGCUCAGAUUCCUGAAGAGGACAUCAGUGUGGAGACGCUGCCCGAGAUCCUCAUGCAGUUGAAGAGCCGCAAAGGAGAAAGUGGUGAGCGGCACAUGUCGGCUGGCACCCGAGAUCUGUCCUCUAUGUCUUCUGAUGCAUCUUUUCGAGGAGGCAGGGACAGUUGGGACAACAUGUCCAUGGGGAGAUCAAGUGGUCCCUCUGCAGGUCAAGGUUCGGCUCUAACUCAGCAGCCCAUGGACUUUGGUUUCAGCUCCAUGCAAGACAUCUCCCCCAGCCGGGGAUUCAACUCUAAUUACAACAACAACAGUGGCGGUGCUGGGAACAGAGACCGACCAUAUUCUGAACUUUCCCGUAAUUCCUAUGGUGGGCUCGACAUGGGACUGCCGCCAUCCGACCCCAUGUAUAUGCAGAGGAGGAUGGGCUCCCCAUCACAGGGGAAAAUCCAAGACUUCUUGGGAGUUUUGCCCCCCAUGUUCCCACAUGUGUGCUCUCUUUGUGACUUUGAUGUGCAUUCCAACAUGGAGUGGAACCAACACGUCAGUGGACUUCGUCAUGCUGAAACCAGCAGGCAGCUCAUCAACAUGUAUCCAGACUGGGACCCUGGUAUGGUCUCCAACAGAGGCAUGGGACUCAUGGGAACCCCAAACCUGUCUCUGGGGUUGUUGGGACCUGGACCCGGACCUGGACCCAUGUCUUCAGGUCAGACAGGACGAGGCAUGACCUGUAACUGGGGUCUUGGAAGUUCUGGGCUGUCGGGGAAGAGCCAGCUUGGACCACCUAAGCCGAGAGGCCGCGUGGUGGUGGUGAAGUACGAACGGAAGCCGCUCAACGAGAAGGUUCUGUUUGACUUUGCUGAGCCCUUUGGACGUGUGAGGGAGCACCUGGUUCUCAAGAACAAGGCAUUCUUGGAAAUGAGCACUCACGAUCAGGCGAUGGACAUGGUCAACUAUUACCAGCAGCAUCCAGCUUCGAUGUUUGGCAAACCAGUGUUCUUCAACCUGUCCAAGGAGCUGAUGGUCAUUGAGAAAAAUGAUCGGUCAGGAGACAGAUCCUGGGAUGCCAAGGGUCUUGGCAGCAAGGUGGUUUUCUUUGCAAACCUGCCUAAAGAGACUGAAAAGAAACAAGAGCUGCUGACUAUUGCUGAACGCUUUGGCACUGUGGAGAAACAUCUUUUCUUGAACGAUCAGGCAUUUGUCCAGCUGGGAACCGCAGAGGAUGCAGAAAUGCUGGUGAAAUACCACAGUGUUAACCCGCUCACCAUCAGAGGCCGGCUGAUCCGCCUCAACAUCUGCACCAAGUACAAAACUCUCAACUUGAACCGGCGAUCAGGAGGUGGCGCAGGCGGGGACAGCCGCAGCUGGAAGAGCAGCGCUGUGACGUCUUCGUCCACCAGCUCUGCAAUGAAGUCUUCCUCAACCAAGAGCUCUUCAUCCAAAUCCAGUACACACAGCUCAAGGACUAAGGAGGAGGACAAGAAGAAGAAGAAGGAGGAGGACAAGAAGAAAGACGAGGAGGACAAGAAGAAGAAGGACGAGGAGGAGGCAGUCAAAGAUAAGGCAGAAGAGAAAGCUGCAGUGGAGGAGCCGAUAUCAAGUGUUCCUGUUAGAGGAGAGGGGGAGGAGCCAGCUGAUAAUGACACGGAGGAGGUGGAGCCAGCAAAUGAAUGUCUUGCUGAAGAAACUGUUCAGGAGUCCGAUGUCAUUAAAAAAGAGGUUCCUGAUGAUGUCACUGAGGCUCAAGGAGAUGUAGGAGGGGCUGAGGAUGAUGCUGAGCAGAGGGCGGAGCCACAGGAUCAGACUGCACCAAUGGAGAUGGAGGCAGCAGGGCCUGAAGAGCGCGAGGACAAAGAAGACGUACACAGUGAGCCUGGAGAAAGUUCAGACAACGUGGAAGGAGAUCUUCCCGCAGACGCAGAUGAGGACGUUCUGGAGAACAUGGAGGACUUUGUGACGCUCGACGAAGUGGCCGAGGACGAAGAUGAGUCGCACAGAGAAUUUAGCGUCAUUGACAACACGAAGGCCGGGUUUCUGUGGACUAAAAGAGGUCCGGUUCCUACCUGUUGGUACAGCCAGGGUGUGCUGAUGGUCAACUCUGCUGCACAGCGCUUCCUUGUGGUCACUUCUCCUGCCAUAAUGUGUCCUGUCUUCUCUCAGGGGAUGAGGGUUGUGAAUGUUCUGGGCUUCAGGCGAGGUUAUAACUUCCUCAAAGAGCUGCUGGGACUCGCCGAGCCGUUUGGGAAAGUGGUGAAAUAUCUGGUGCUGGACCUGAGACCUGAGGCGUACCUGCAGUUUACCACAGAAGAAGAAGCUCGAGCCAUGGCCAAGUUCUACAACAGUAAUGUGACGGCUUCUGUGUGCGGCCGCUCGGUGAAGGUCAAUCACUCCAUGACCUACCCAACCAUCCAGUGUGGUUCCAGCAGGGUGGUGUACGUGGGUCAGCUGCCCAACGUGGGAUACUCGGAUGAAGAGGUCCUGAAGCUGGCUGAGACCUUUGGAACUAUCAAGAGAUACUUCCUGAACAGGUUAAAGCGAGAGUGUUUCAUUGAGAUGGAGAAUCCAGAGGACGCAGAGAAAAUGUCGGAGUAUUACAAAUCGGAUCCAGCUCAAUUCUACGGCAGGCGUCUGAAAAUCUACGUCAGCAGGAAGUACCGACAGCUGAAAUACGGGCAUCGACGUGUGACAGCACCAGAAGAGAAGAAGGCAUCAAAGAGGGAGAGCUCCAAAUCCUCCAAACACGCCGAGGAACCUCCCGCCAAGAAGGUAAAAGAGGAGCCAAAGACCGAGGAGCAACAGGAGAAAGAAGAACAGGAGAAAGAGGAGGAGCUUGAGAGCGCUGAGGUGGUUAUUGAAGAGAGCGAAGAACACGUGACUGAGAACUCUGACGCCUGCAAUCAGAGCCCACCAAACGGGGGGCAGGAGGAGGCUGAGAAACAGAAUGAGGUGGAGGCAGCUGUCAGUCAGAACAGAGGGGAGGAGCAACCGCUCUCUGAUGCCACACCCAGUCCCACCUCCUUGCCUCUGCCGCCGUUUGACCCCGACAGCCCCGUUGGUGUGGAACACAUUAAGUCGGGUUAUUACUGCCGCGUCUGCUUCCUGUUUUACUCCAAUGAAGAUGUUGCAAAGCGGUUGCACUGCAGCACCCAAUCGCACUAUGAAAAGCUUCAGAAAUAUCUGGAGAAACGACAGAGUGCAGAAGAAUGCACGAAGCUGCCGGAGUGAAAGACACCCAUGCGAAUGUCUUCUUUUUUAUUAGAACAGGGCGCUGCCGCCGUCGUCGUUGUUUAUUAGUGUCGUACAGAAACGUGGAACCUGAACUUUGAAUCAUUUUCUUCACUUUAUCAACCGAAAUUAAGGUUUUGUUUUUUUUUUAAGUGACUUUUAUUUGGAAGUUUGACUGGUUGUGUUCCUCAGUAUAAAAAAAAAAACACUUCUGGUUCGAGACCCAACAUCCUGUGUGUUUUAGCUCAAGUAACCUGCAGGAGUUCGUGUUGGUUUGAAUAAAGCUUCUAAGUGUCA